This is a messenger RNA of Aspergillus niger, 2772 nucleotides long. RefSeq lists its product as uncharacterized. The record is from RefSeq and is a predicted model, not a curated record. The transcript has a single exon. Lineage: Eukaryota; Fungi; Ascomycota; Eurotiomycetes; Eurotiales; Aspergillaceae. Gene Ontology annotation, biological process: carbohydrate metabolic process. The coding region runs from base 1 to 2772 and encodes 923 amino acids.
AUGGCCAGCCAAAUCUUCAUUGAAACCCCCACUGUUGAGCAACACUUGACCGGCUUUGGCAUUGGAACUGCUACUCCGCGUCUGUCAUGGCGAUUCCUCACCACCGACAGUAGCCCGCGUGACUGGGAACAGACAGCCUACGAAGUGCAACUUACUCGCUCCGGAUCCUCAGCUAAAACCUACUAUGUGAAGAGCAAUGCAUCGGUGCUGGUCCCUUGGCCCAGUGAUCCAUUACAAUCCCGAGAAAUCGCACAGGUCCGCGUUCGGGCAUACGGGUGCAGGGCCGGCGAGGAGCAACAGGCCGAAGGAGCCACCUCUUGGUCUCCUUGGCGCGUCAUUGAGUGCGGACUACUCGAUCACACUGACUGGGUAGCCCGAACUAUUGCCAAUCCGGAGGAACCACAGCCGGAAGCUCCAUUGCGGCCGGUGCGUUUCCGUAAGGAAUUCCAACUUCCUGCGGCGAGUUCAGUCGACAAGGCCCGCCUCUAUAUCACCAGCUUUGGGGUAUACCGCGCUUUCGUCAACGGUCAUCGAGUCGGAGAUCAGUGCCUCGCCCCCGGGUGGACUAGCUACCGCCAUCGCUUGAACUAUCAAGUGUUCGAUGUAGGACCCCUCCUGAAUGCUGGAGGUCUCAACGUCCUCGCGGUAGAGGUUGCAGAGGGAUGGUACGCCACUCGCCUCGGCUUCCUUGGUGGGCGAAGACAGCUGUAUGGAGAUCGGCUGGCCGUACUAGCCCAGGUGGAAAUUCAACUCGGACCCAAGGGAGACCGAUUCUCUAUGUGUACCGAUAGCACUUGGAUUUGUACCUCCAGUGCCAUCGUCCGCAGUGAGCUGUAUGACGGCGAGGCUUAUGAUGCUCGUGAAGAAGAUCCGACCUGGAACUGCGCGCGCCUUGACCAGGCCUCUAGCUGGGUAGCCGUCCGUGAAAUUGACUUCCCAACCGCGGCCUUGGUAGCACCGGACGCUCCUCCAGUGCGUAUCACCGAGGAGAUUCCCCCAGUCUCCGUUCAGAAGACCCCUUCCGGUGCAACCGUCAUUGACUUCGGUCAGAACCUGGUUGGUCGACUCCGCGUGCGCUCAUUGCAAAAGCCCUCUGGGUCUCGCGUCUCGUUCAUCCACGCCGAAGUACUAGAGAAUGGCGAGCUCGGGGUUCGACCGCUACGACACGCCAAGUGCACCGAUGAAGUCAUCCUGAAUGGAACAGAGCUCGUAGAUUGGUCGCCACAGUAUACAUUUCAUGGGUUUCGAUACGUCCAGGUCAAUGGUUGGGAUGAGGAAAUCGAUGGAUCACUGCUCCUCAAUAUCAAGGCCCUCGUGAUGCACACUGAUAUGACCCGCAGCGGAUGGUUUUCUUGCUCCCACCCCAUGAUCAAUCAACUCCACACCAAUGCUUGGUGGAGUAUGCGGGGGAAUUUCCUGUCCAUCCCCACCGACUGUCCCCAGAGAGAUGAACGCCUCGGCUGGACCGGGGAUAUUCAGGUCUUCUGCCCAUCGGCCAACUUCCUCUACAAUACUGCCGGCAUGCUGAGCGACUGGCUGCAGGAUGUUGCAGCCGAGCAGCUGAGGGAGAAGGAUGGCUGCGUGCCUCCAUUUACGGUCCCUAACGUUAUCAGCGAGACCCUGUGGCCGCAUACGCCGCAGGCCGUGUGGGACGAUGUCGUGAUCCUGACGCCCUGGGCCCUCUACCGGUCGUAUGGAGACCAAGACAUCCUCCGCCGCCAAUAUGAGAGCAUGCUCGCCUGGAUCGAUCGCGGAAUCCGUCGUGGUUCGGAUGGACUCUGGGACCCUGAACUUUGGCAACUGGGAGACUGGCUAGAUCCAACAGCGCCGCCCGAGGAACCUGGGGAUGCACGCACCAGUGGAACCCUCGUCGCUGAUGCCUAUCUCGUGCAUAUCACGUCUGUGAUGUCCGAGGUCAGUCAGGUCCUCGGCCAGAGCCAGAAUGCCGCACGAUUCCAGGCGGACUAUGAUCGACUCAAGGCAAGCUUCCAGGCCAAGUAUAUCACAGCCACUGGGUUGCUGGUCGGUGAUACCCAAACGGCACUUAGCCUUGCCAUCGUGUACGACCUCCACUCCACUCCCGAAGCAGCCCAGGCUGCGGCAUCGCGUCUCGUCCACCUCGUGCGGCUGGCCAAGUUUCGCGUCGCCACCGGGUUUGCGGGCACUCCGAUCAUAACGCAUGCUCUCACCAAGAGCGGAUACCCCCAGAUCGCCUACCGGAUGCUGCUGGAGAAAAAUCGCCCGUCGUGGAUGUAUCCCAUCACCAUGGGAGCGACGACCAUGUGGGAGCGGUGGGACAGCAUGCUCCCCGACGGGACCAUCAAUCCUGGCGAGAUGACCAGCUUCAAUCACUACGCCCUGGGCUCCAUCAUCAACUGGCUGCACUCCACUGUGGCCGGCGUCAGCCCUCUAUCCCCGGGCUGGAAGCAGAUCCAGGUGGCUCCGACUCCUGGGCCCACGAUUCACUCGGCUGAAGCCAUGUACGAUACUCCCUAUGGGCGACUGGAAUGCCGGUGGUCGAUCGAGAUUGACGCGGACCUCUUCCAUAUGGACCUGUUGAUACCCCCUAAUUCUCGUGCGCGCGUGGUAUUGCCGACACCCAAGAAGCUAUCCCAGCCCGCUGGUUCUCGUGAAGACGGAGAUGAUCUCUGGGUGGGUUCGGGACAUCACCAUUUCUCUGCCCCCUUCGAGUGGAGGAAGUACACUAGGGAAUGGCCACCGAAGCCCCUGAUUCCAAUUAUGCGCAAGCCUGAACCGGAGGAUAUUGCCUGA